UCCGCAUGGGGUCCCCUCGUUAGCGGCAGCAUUCGUUUUCCUGCCCGACAGAAGCCAUUAUGUCGAGCGGCGAAAUGCGGGAACAGUACAUGAUUCCCUCCUAGUGGACGCUCCAGCUUGGACAUACAUGCUACUGCUAAAUUUUAGGUAUGCGUAAGUGGUGCUGAGCCGCGAAGUUGUCGCCUUUGGCGUAAUCGACAUGUUAGUCGGAGUGGAUGGCGUCGAGACGCGAAAACGACCGCACCAAGAGGGUAGCAUUGCUAGUUGCCUGUUUCCUGCUUGCAAUGCUGUGGGACGCCGCUGAAGGACAGUACCCACCGGGACCACCAGCCUGCAGGUCAUGGUAUCAGGAGUGCGGCAUCCAGCGGAGUUACCCUUGCUGCGGGAACAUGGUGUGCUGGCGCGGGCGAUGCAUCAACAAGAAAGAGGACCGGAAGGGUUACGUCUACCCGCCGGACAACUACUUCCCGCCCCCAUGGUACUUCCAGAGGUUCGUGCCCGUCUACCCGGUCAACUUCAGGCCGUGAAAAGAUGUCAACCACCGUCACGGCAACCACGGCAUGCCGUAUAUGCAGGAUCAUCGUUUCUCUGUUCUGAGCUUGAAUGCUCUUCCAAACAGUAUACGGCGUGCUCCUAUAGAUGUCUAUGUGAUUGUCGGAGUUGAGGAAGUCACAUUUGUGUGUGUGAGCACGCGAAUGGGUUUGGCGUGUAUGCCUCACUAUGUAUAGCUCAAAUUGAUGAGAUAUUGCGAGAGUUUACCAUCGCGAUUCUGUAUUUUACAUAAAGGAUACAAAACUAAAGUAAAUAAAAUAAAAUAAAUCAAAGGAC
Molecule: messenger RNA, 828 nt
Organism: Rhipicephalus microplus (southern cattle tick)
Lineage: Eukaryota; Metazoa; Arthropoda; Arachnida; Ixodida; Ixodidae
Source: RefSeq, a predicted model, not a curated record